Diaporthe amygdali is the source of this 4806-nucleotide messenger RNA. RefSeq lists its product as uncharacterized. Gene Ontology annotation, biological process: aromatic amino acid biosynthetic process; chorismate biosynthetic process. The transcript is spliced from 2 exons. NCBI's taxonomy places the organism in Eukaryota, Fungi, Ascomycota, Sordariomycetes, Diaporthales, Diaporthaceae. Gene Ontology annotation, molecular function: 3-dehydroquinate synthase activity; 3-dehydroquinate dehydratase activity; shikimate 3-dehydrogenase (NADP+) activity. The coding region runs from base 1 to 4806 and encodes 1601 amino acids. The record is from RefSeq and is a predicted model, not a curated record. Gene Ontology annotation, cellular component: cytoplasm.
AUGGCUGCCGUCAAUGGCACAGCGCCCCUUGCCAAUGGCACUGCCAAUGGCAUUGCGAAUGGCACCGCCUCGAGCCCUACACGAAUCCCAAUCCUGGGCAAGGAGGACAUCAUAAUCGACUACGGACUGCUGCACAACUUUGUCGCAAACGACCUGCUCGAGAACACCCCCUCAGCAACCUACGUCCUCAUCACCGACACAAACCUCUUCCCUCUCUAUGUCCCCUCCUUCCAGAAGACCUUCGCCGCCGCCGUUGCCUCCAAGAAUGCCGGCAAUGUGCGCCUCCUCACCUACGCAAUACCCCCCGGCGAGAGCUCCAAGGGAAGGGAGACCAAGGCCGAAAUUGAAGACUGGAUGCUGUCACAGAAGUGCACCAGGGAUAUUGUGGUCAUUGCCCUGGGCGGAGGCGUCAUUGGCGACAUGAUCGGAUACGUCGCCGCUACUUUCAUGCGCGGCGUCAAGUUUGUCCAGGUCCCCACCACCCUCCUCGCCAUGGUCGAUUCGUCCAUUGGUGGCAAGACCGCCAUUGACACGCCCCUGGGCAAGAACCUGAUCGGCGCCUUCUGGCAACCCAGCCGUGUCUACAUUGACCUGGCUUUCCUGGAGACGCUGCCGGCUCGGGAGUUCAUAAAUGGCAUGGCUGAGGUCGUGAAGACGGCCGCCAUCUGGGACGAGACUGAGUUUACUGCCUUGGAGCAGAAUGCCCCCACGAUUCUCGAGGCCGUCAAGUCAAAGGCAAAGAACAGGUUGGCUCCCAUCCGCCACAUCCUCAAGAGGAUCGUACUCGGGUCCGCCCGAACCAAGGCCGAGGUUGUCUCUGCCGACGAGAGGGAGGGUGGCCUGCGGAAUCUUCUCAACUUUGGACACUCCAUUGGCCACGCCUACGAGGCCAUUCUCACGCCCCAGGUGCUCCACGGUGAGGCUGUUGCCAUCGGCAUGGUCAAGGAGGCUGAGCUUGCCCGCUUCCUUGGCAUCCUGCGCCCGGCGGCAGUGGCUCGUCUCGUCAAAUGUAUUGCGAGCUACGAGUUACCAACCUCGCUGAAGGACCAGCGUAUUGUACGACUGUCAGCAGGGAAGAAAUGCCCUGUGGAUGUGCUGCUGGACAAGAUGGCGGUUGACAAGAAGAACCACGGCACCAACAAGAAGAUCGUCCUCCUGUCGGAAAUUGGCAAAUGCUAUGAACCCCAGGCGAGUGUGGUUGAUGACCGCAACAUCCGCGUCGUCCUCACGCCUGCCACCCGUGUCACGCCUGGCAUCCCUAAGGACCUGAACAUCAGUGUGACCCCUCCCGGGUCCAAGAGCAUCUCGAACCGGGCUCUGGUGUUGGCUGCCUUGGGUGAUGGUGAAGUGCGCAUCAAGAACCUGCUGCGCUCAGACGAUGUCGAGUACAUGCUCUCCGCGGUCUCGGGUCUGAAUGGAGCCACCUACUCCUGGGAGGACGGUGGCGAGAUCCUUGUUGUGAAAGGCAAGGGCGGCAAGCUUGAGGCGAGCCAGGAGCCACUGUACCUUGGCAACGCGGGGACCGCAUCACGAUUCUUGACCAGCGUGGUUUCUUUGGCCUCGCCAUCCUCUGUAUCUUCGACGGUCUUGACUGGCAACUCACGGAUGCAACAAAGACCUAUCGGGCCUCUGGUCGACUCUAUGCGUGCCAACGGAGUCCAGGUCAAGUAUCUCAACCGGGAAGGCAGCUUGCCCGUCCAGGUGGAUGCUGCCGGCGGCUUCGAGGGCGGCGUGAUUGAGCUGGCGGCCACCGUCUCAUCUCAAUACGUCUCAUCGCUACUCAUGACCGCCCCGUACGCCAAGAACCCAGUCACUUUAAAGCUUGUUGGAGGCAAGCCCAUCUCACAACUCUACAUUGAUAUGACCGUCUCUAUGAUGAGCGCGUUCGGUGUUCAAGUCGAGCGCUCCACCACGGAAGAAAACACGUACCACAUUCCAAAGGGUGUCUACCAGAAUCCAGCAGAGUAUGAGAUCGAGAGCGAUGCAAGCUCAGCUACUUACCCUUUGGCCAUCGCGGCUAUAACGGGCACUACUUGCACGGUCCCAAACAUUGGAUCGAAAUCACUGCAAGGCGACUCCCGGUUCGCUGUAGAUGUGCUCCAGGCGAUGGGCGCCACCGUGAAGCAGACCGAUUACACGACGACGGUGACUGGUCCACCAAUUGGGCAAUUGAAGGCCAUCCCGCACGUCGAUAUGGAGCCCAUGACCGACGCCUUCUUGACUGCCUCGGUUCUGGCUGCCGUUGCCGACGGUACAACACAGAUCACUGGAAUUGCCAACCAACGGGUCAAGGAAUGCAAUCGCAUUGCGGCAAUGAAGGAACAGCUCGCUAAAUUCGGCGUACAAUGCAAUGAGCUCGAUGACGGAAUUGAGAUCAUCGGGCGGCCCUACCAAAGCCUGACGGAGCCAGCUAACGGCAUCUACUGUUAUGAUGACCAUCGUGUGGCAAUGAGUUUCAGUGUCCUCUCAGUGGUUGCACCCCGUCCUGUGCUCAUCUUAGAGCGCGAGUGCACAGGAAAGACCUGGCCAGGCUGGUGGGACGUUUUGUCUGAGUCUUUCAAAGUCACACUGGAUGGCGAAGAACCUACAUCAGAGCACGAGCAUCAUGGCCAAACUCCCAAGCCCCAGUCAGACCGGUCGAUUUUCUUGAUUGGCAUGAGAGGCGCGGGCAAGACGACGGCAGGAGGUUGGCUGGCGAAGACUCUGCGCCGAAAAUUCAUCGAUCUCGAUGAGGAGCUGGAGCGAAGGAUAGGCCAAACAAUUCCAGAGAUGAUCCGCGGCGAUCUUGGCUGGGACGGUUUCCGAAAGGCAGAAUUGGAUCUCCUACAGAACAUGAUGACGAACCAAGCUCACGGUCACGUCUUCUCCUGCGGCGGCGGCAUUGUCGAGAGCCCUGAGGCCCGAGAUAUGCUGAUUUCUUACAAGAACAAUGGCGGAUACGUCCUGCAGGUGCAUCGUGAUACCGACCAAGUCAUCGAUUACCUGCUCAUUGACAAGUCGCGGCCUGCUUAUACAGAGCAGAUCCGCGAGGUUUAUGAGCGACGCAAACCCUGGUUCGAGAAGUGCAGCAACUACAAAUAUCACAGCCCACAUCCAGCUGGCUCCUCAGCUGUCCGGGAGGCACCGGCGGAUUUCAGAAGUUUCAUUUCUGUCAUGUGCGGCCACACCGACCAUUUUGAGAAGGUGAAGAGCAAGAGGCAUUCUUUCUUCGUCUCGCUCACUGUGCCCGACGUGUCAGGUUCCUUGGAGUUGAUACCUCGAGUGGUUGCAGGAUCAGACGCCGUUGAGUUGCGGGUCGAUUUGCUGAAGGACUACUCAGCUGAGUUCGUUGGUAUCCAGGUAGCUCUAUUGCGGGCCACUGCCAAGAUUCCAAUUGUCUUUACAAUUCGCACCCAGAGUCAAGGCGGCAAAUUCCCGGACAAUGACUUUGAAGGUGCUACGGCACUCUACAAUGUCGCGCUACGCAUGGGCUGUGAAUACAUUGAUGUUGAGUUGACUUGGCCGGAGAGCGUCAUUCAAGGCGUGGUGGGCGCUAAGGGCUCUUCUCGCAUCAUUGCCUCACACCACGACCCCGAGGGCACAUUGUCUUGGAAGAAUGGAGCCUGGAUACAAUUCUACAACAGGGCACUCCAGUUUGGCGACAUCAUCAAGCUGGUUGGUGUGGCCCGGAGUCAGGACGACAACUUCGCUCUGGCAAACUUCAAGCAACGAAUGCUCGCGGCUCACGAGACUCCUAUAAUUGCCAUGAACAUGGGUCCUCUCGGCAAGCUUAGCCGUAUCCUGAAUGGCUUCCUAACACCAGUCUCCCACCCCGCUCUUCCUUUCAAGGCUGCGCCAGGCCAGCUGUCGGCUGCUGAGAUCCGCCAGGCUCUGACUUUGAUUGGAGAGCUGGAUGAGCGUGCCUUCUAUCUGUUCGGAAAGCCCAUCGAUCAGUCAAGGUCUCCAGCACUGCACAACACCCUGUUCAAGGCCAACGGUCUCCCGCACCACUACUCCCGCUUUGAAACGGACCAUGCGUCAGACGUUAAAGAAUUGGUGAGGUCUCCCAACUUCGGUGGUGCCUCGGUCACGAGGCCUCUGAAGCUCGAUAUCAUCGACGUUAUCGACAAGUUGUCGGACGCAGCCAAGACCAUCGGCGCCGUGAACACCAUAAUACCCCUUCCAUCCGAAGACGGCAGCCAGCAGAUUUUGCUGGGCGAAAACACUGACUGGAUGGGCAUGGUGUACGCACUUCGCCAGGCCGGUGUCGUAGGAAACAUCCGCACGUCGUCCGCAGGGGGCCCGGGAGUGGUGAUUGGGAGUGGUGGCACUACGCGUGCGUCCAUCUACGCGCUGCACUCACUCGGCUACUCGCCCAUCUACGUGGUGGCUCGCAAUUCUGCGAGCGUCGCCAAGCUGGCCUCGAUGUUCCCGUGCGACUACCACGUGCAGCACCUGUCGAGUGCGGCCGAGGAGGACUUUGCGGGACCACUUCCACGAGUGGUCGUCAGCACUAUCCCCGCGGACCUGCCAAUGGAGCCAGGGAUGAGCGACAUCGUGUCCAAGGUGCUGAACCUCCCCGACCACGAGGCGAGCGGUCGAAAUGUGCCGAAGAGGACGAUGCUGGAGAUGGCGUACAAGCCGCGGCGCACGGCUGUCAUGGCGAUGGCAGAAGAGGCUGGUUGGCAAACGAUUCCCGGGCUGGAAGUUCUGGCUUCCCAAGGAUGGUACCAGUUCCAACUCUGGACGGGGAUCUCACCCUUGUACACGGAUGCGAGAGGGGCGGUCAUGGCUGAUGAAGAGGCCGCUUCCAACGGUACUUCGUGA